This is a messenger RNA of Penicillium taxi, 3168 nucleotides long. RefSeq names its product ATP-dependent RNA helicase MTR4. Gene Ontology annotation, cellular component: nucleus. The coding region runs from base 1 to 3168 and encodes 1055 amino acids. Gene Ontology annotation, biological process: RNA catabolic process; maturation of 5.8S rRNA. The transcript is spliced from 4 exons. Gene Ontology annotation, molecular function: RNA helicase activity; RNA binding; ATP binding. NCBI's taxonomy places the organism in Eukaryota, Fungi, Ascomycota, Eurotiomycetes, Eurotiales, Aspergillaceae. The record is from RefSeq and is a predicted model, not a curated record.
AUGGACGAUCUUUUUGACGUAUUUGAUGCCCAGCCGGCCGACGCUAACAAGAAGCGUCAAUCCGAUACCUUGAAAUCCGAUGACGCGAAACCAGUUCAAGGCCAACUCGACAUCUCAACAGAUAACCUUGAAGUCGAAACAAACCAAAUCCCCGAUAACGAUAUUGAUCAACCCUUUAAGAAACGCCCUCGUCUUGAAGAUGCACCUGUCCCAGUCGUCGCAGACACUUUCGAAUCUGCGCAAGAACGCGAGCUUGCAGUUCCAGAAGGUUCCUCGAGCAUGAAGGUAUCAUCUCAAUUGCGCCAUCAAACGGCAGUUCCUCCGGGAUAUGAUUACAUUCCUAUUUCAACCUACACGCCAAAGAGCGAGCCCGCGAAAACAUACUCAUUCCCCCUCGACCCUUUCCAGCAAUUGGCCGUUAAUGCCAUUGAGAGAAACGAAAGUGUGUUGGUGUCAGCCCAUACCAGUGCUGGAAAGACCGUUUGCGCAGAAUACGCUAUUGCGCAAAGCUUGAAAGAAGGUCAAAGAGUUAUUUAUACCAGUCCAAUCAAGGCGCUGAGUAACCAAAAGUAUCGUGAAUUCGCUGCUGAGUUUGGUGAUGUUGGACUGAUGACCGGUGAUGUGACCAUCAACCCCACUGCUGGCUGCCUUGUAAUGACCACUGAGAUUCUCCGAUCCAUGCUGUAUCGUGGUUCUGAGAUCACACGUGAGGUUCAAUGGGUUAUCUUUGAUGAAGUUCACUACCUGCGCGACAAGUCUCGUGGUGUUGUUUGGGAGGAGACUCUUAUUCUUUUGCCCAACAAAGUUCGUUACGUCUUUCUGUCUGCCACCAUUCCCAACGCCAUGCAGUUCGCCGAGUGGAUUUGCAAAAUACACGAACAGCCAGUUCACGUUGUCUAUACCGAUUACCGACCAACUCCUCUACAGCACUACCUCUUUCCAAAUGGCUCUGACGGUCUUCGCCUCAUUGUUGAUGAGACCGGUCUAUUCCGCGAAAAGAACUUCCAGGAAGCAAUGCAUGCCAUCAAGACGAAGGCGGGCGAUGGUUCAGGAGAUGCCUUGGUAAAAUUCGGCAAAAAGGGUACCGUGAACAAGGGUGGACAGAAAGGUACCAGUGAUAUUCAGAAGCUUGUCAAGUUGAUGAUCACCAAGAACCACGACCCGUUGAUCGUCUUCAGCUUUAGCAAGAGGGACUGUGAAAAGCAUGCUGUUGAAUUGAGAGGCAUGUCUUUCAACGAUGAUUCGGAAAAGGAGCAAGUGAGUAAGGUUUUCGACCACGCCCUUGAAAUGCUUUCACCGGAAGAUCGGAAGCUUCCCCAGGUCGGUAAUAUUCUGCCUCUCCUGCGAAGAGGUAUCGGCGUUCACCAUUCUGGUUUACUGCCAAUUCUCAAAGAGAUUAUCGAAAUUCUCUUCCAAGAACAUCUUAUUAAAGUCCUUUUCGCUACCGAGACAUUUUCUAUCGGCCUUAACAUGCCCGCAAAGACUGUUAUUUUCACUAACGUUCGAAAAUGGGAUGGUUCUGGGGAGCGCUGGCUCACUUCGUCCGAGUUCAUUCAGAUGUCUGGCCGAGCUGGUCGACGAGGUCUCGACGACCGCGGUAUUGUGAUCAUGAUGGUUGGCGUGGAGAUGGAUCCUAAGGUUGCUAAAGAGAUUCUGCGUGGCGAACAAGAUUCAUUGAACUCAGCCUUUCACCUUGGCUAUAACAUGGUUCUUAACCUGAUGCGUGUGGAGGUAAUUUCUCCAGAAUACAUGCUUGAGAAAUGUUUCAAGCACUUCCAAGAGACCGCCAGUGUCUCAGCUCUGGAGAUAGAGUACCAGGAGUUGAGUGCCAAGAAAGACGACAUCAAAAUUGUAGAUGAAGGACUCGUUCGUGAAUACUACGACUAUCGGAAGCAAUUGGACAAGUACCGCGCAGAUAUUCGUUCUGUCAUCACUCAUCCGAACUUCUGUCUGCAAUUUCUGCAGAUCGGCCGCUUAGUUCAUAUCAAACACAAAGAUCAGGACUUCGGAUGGGGGAUGGUUGUGCGCGCCCACGAACGAAAAAUCUCCAACAAGUACAAGAAAGCGAAUUUGAAUACCGAGGAGUCUGAGUCCCAAUGGUUCGUUGAUGUGCUUUUGGAACUUGCCCACGGGCCUGAUAUCGGCACCAAGACUCACCAGGAAAUGCCUCCCGGUUUGCAGCCGAGCAAGGAAGGAGAGAAUGGUCGGGUUGAACUAGUUCCCGUCAUGUUGAGCUGCAUUGAAAACAUCUCAGGAAUCCGCAUCCAACCCCCUUCGACCAAUUUUGUUCCAUCUUCCGCACGUGAGGAUGCAUUCAAAGUCUUGCUCGUGGCCCGGAACCGUUUCCCAGACGGCUUCCCCGUUUUGGACCCCAUCCAACACAUGAAUAUCACGGAUCCGGGUUUCAAAGACACGAUCCGAAAAACCGAGAUUCUCGAAUCUAAACUUUUCCAGUCCCCAUUAAUCAACCGGGAAGAUUUGCCUCAGCUUUAUGACCAAUAUGUGAGCAAGAUAAAUUUGGGCGAUGAAAUGAAAACCAUCAAAAAGAAGAUAUCCGACGUCAGUGCCAUGCUGGAGCAUGCCGAGCUUAAGAAUCGCAAACGUGUGUUGCGUCGUCUGGGAUUCAUCAACGAUGCAGAUGUUAUCCAGUUAAAAGGUCGCGUUGCCUGUGAGAUCAGCGCUGGUGACGAAUUGAUGUUGAGUGAAUUGUUGUUCAGAGGUUUCUUCAACACUCUUACUCCUGAGGUAACUGCAGCUGUCCUGAGCGUAUUCGUUUUCGAGGAACAAGUCAAGCAGGCGGACCCCAUCAACAAUGAACAGCUGUCAAAACCUCUGAAGGAGAUUCAAUUGCGUGCUCGAGAAAUCGCCAAGGUCUCGCAGGAAUGUAAGAUGGACCUGAACGAGCAAGCUUACGUUGAGGGCUUCCAUUGGGAGCUUAUGGAGGUCGUGUUUGAGUGGGCAAAUGGCAAGAGCUUUUUGGAAAUCUGCCAAAUGACCCAGGUCUUUGAGGGCAGCUUGAUCCGUGUCUUCCGUCGACUUGAGGAGUGUAUGCGUCAAAUGGCUCAGGCGUCCAAGGUUAUGGGCAGUGAUGAGCUAGAGAGCAAGUUUGAGACUGCGCUGGGCAAAGUGCGUCGUGAUAUUGUGUCAGCUCAAUCUUUGUAUUUGUAG